Mizuhopecten yessoensis (Yesso scallop) is the source of this 3269-nucleotide messenger RNA. RefSeq names its product cubilin-like. The coding region runs from base 254 to 1369 and encodes 371 amino acids. The transcript has 9 exons. The record is from RefSeq and is a predicted model, not a curated record. Lineage: Eukaryota; Metazoa; Mollusca; Bivalvia; Pectinida; Pectinidae.
ACUUUAGAAGCGACUAAAUUAGGGUCCCUUCAGAAACGUGAGGUAUAUUAUGUGAAUCCUGCAUAGGGGACAUGUACAUUGAAGCAUGAAACACUUGGAUUUUAUUUUAUUUCUCGGUUCCCGUCUCUUUCCUCUUCAGUGGUGGUUCGCCUAAUCACCCGACCUAGUGGCCUUAGCUGUUGUGUGGAUUUUUCCCCUUAACAAGUAACUCCGGGUGGAUAUCACUGAAGACUUCCCAGCACCAACAGUCAACAUGGAUUCUCGGGAAUGGUUAAUACCUUGUGUCAUCCUCUUGACAUGCAGCUGCAAAGUUUUUGCACAGUGUUCGGGGUCGGCCCGGGACAUCCCAAUUUCAACGACUUAUGAAAUAGGAACCUUGACGUACCCUGGCAGUGGCUCCUAUGCAGAAAACCUUGACUGUACCUGGAAUCUGAUUUCAUCCAGACCGGCCACUGAGGACAUUCUGAUGUUUAUUCAAAUAAGUCAAACAAGAAAUAACGACAUACUUUCCGUAUUCGAUGGUCCAUCCACAUCCCUGUUCGCAUCGAGUAUCACGGGGACGUCUGGCCAGAGCCUAACCUUGGUGGCCCUUUCCGGGACCGGCAAAAUUACUUUUGUAUCUGAUAAUGUUGCGGAUACCAAUCAGAAUGGUUUCACCAUCACGUAUAUGGCAGCAUCGUCUAGUGAUGGGGGAGGUUGCACUUCGUCAGCAAGUCUAACAGCCACGGAUACGAAACAAUACCUGACGAGUGAGAAUUUUCCUUCUAAGUAUUUGACAAACAGCAACUGUGCCUGGUUAAUCAGUGCCCAGGACAGCUGUGGGAGCCUCGUUUUGGAUUUCAUACUUCUCGACAUUGAAGCAGAAUGCAGUGCAGACAAAGUAGCUGUCACUUAUGACGGAGGAACUGCUAUCGAUCUUUGCCCUGAUAAUGACUGGAACUCCGUGUCAGAGUACAGCACCACCGGCUCCUCGGCCAGUAUAGCUCUAACUUCUGAUGGCAGUGAUGAACGACACGGAUUCGUGAUGUCAUACAUCAGAACAGGGUGUACAGUCACUACAACUACAGAACAAGCCACUAGCGUACAAGCAGAUCCCCCAUCCGCGAUUAACCAGGACAACGUUAACGCCGGUGCUAUAGCAGGAGGGGUAAUAGGUAGCGCAGCCCUUGUGCUUGGGAUAGCUGCGAUUGCCAAAGGCAUCAUCGGACACAAAGGUUUAAAAGUCGGCGGUGAAAGCUUUCCCAGUACGGCGAAAAAGGGAAAACCUAACGACCUAGAAAAUACCGGACAUGAUUCUCAUCCAGAUGAUGCCUAUGAAAAUGUACCUACGCACGUUGAAAAUAGAGCUGUCCCUACAGCUACGUAUUGAAUUAACUGAAAAUAAACUCAUGGUCAACAUGGUUGCUAAUCAUUGCAAGUCGGAUAUUCUGUUUCUCCCAUCCCGACAGUGAAGAAGCUUUCUUAUCUGUUUAGAAUAGUUCUCCUAUAAUGUGUUACGUGACGUCAUUAUUUCCAUUGUAUUGCAACAAAUGCACAGGCACCAACGUAACAUUGAAAACCAACAGGGUGGUUGUAAAAGUAUUAGGGAUAUCCUUGAAUGUUAAACAGAUAUCUUUAGAUGAAUUAAAGAAAUCUACUUGUAUAUUAAAGGUAUGUUCAAAUGUAAAGUUAUUAGAGAUAUCUUAAACUGGAAUUCAGAUAUUUUUAAAUGAAUUGAAUUAUAUUUCAACCACAUUAUAAAUGUCUUUAGAUGUGAAAGAGAUAUGCUAUAUAACCAGGACAAUAUGAGAUAUAUCUUUUUUACCGUGAUAUAUCUCCUAAUGUGAUAUAUAGAUAUAUAAAUUUCAGAUAUUAAAAGUUAAGUUGGCGUGCCAUAGUUUCCAGUUUGUUUACACCUCUUGUUUAACUCAUUCACCGCUAAAGACACAUUUGAACUCUUCCAAUUCCGAGGUUGGAAUAGUCCAUCAUAACAUUUCAAGGGUGAAUGAGUUAAUCAACCUGUUUGGAAAUAUCCGAUAUCGCAGGAGUAAGAAGAGUCUGGUACAGUAAAUAGUACUUUACCAUGAAGUCCAUUAUCUGAAGACAGAUAUUUUAGAAUUGUUACCAAUUCAUUUUCUGCUUGACUAAGAUAUAUCAUUUUUUCAUUCAAUCGUGUGAAUGUUUUGAUGCUUUAAUUAAAUACAAAUUGAUUAGUUUGACCAGACGGUAAACAAUUCAACACCUGAUUUUCGGGGAAAGUGUAAACGCAACCAUUUUUGUGUUCAAUUUGAGUCCUAAUAACAAUAGUUUUAGUAUAUGGCAAGUCGCAAUUGCUUGAAUAUUGCAAGAGACAUACGUAGUAUACUACGUUUAAAAGGAUAUAAAUUAGGAGAUUUAACAAAAGGUAUUUUUUCUGAAUCUUUUAUUUUCAGUUAUAUGAAAUAAUUCUUCGAUUUCGAAACUAGGCAUAUACAACCAAUUACUUAUUGUAAUCAAUAAUUAUUAAACCAGUUAUAAAAACGUUUAACCAUGUAACAAUAAAGAACGCAAUGCCCUGACCUGUGCAUGUUCGGAGAAAGAAUAGCCUGCUGUCUUCAUAACCCCGGCUGCUGCGCCCAGUAUUAAUAUAACUAUAACAAUGUAUGUUGAAUAUUAUUUAUACAAGGACUACAUAUACAACUAAUUGUUAUAUAUACUGUUAUUGUUUCAGCAAUGAAUGUUUUAGUAAAUGUUGUUAUGGUCCUAUAACACACAUUGCUAUUGAUGUCAAACUUAAUAAAGCCCGGCAGAGCUUUGUUAGCAAUACAAAUGUGUGUUAUAGGACCAUAGCAACAUUUGCUAAAUCAUUCAUUAUUUAUAUUCACAUUUUGAUAGAGUAGUUACGCUAUAUUAAGUAUUUUCGAACAGUUAAUUGAACAGGAAAUUAAAUCUUGAAAACAUUGAAAUCGAUGACGAUUGAGGACGUUACAAAAGCAAAUGAUGUUAUAGUCUGACAACAACAUUUGCCUUCUCAAUGCAUUGCAAUGGAAGGAUGCAGAGCCAAUGUAAAUAUAGGUCAAUGCUAAUGUAUGCAUCAUCAUAUUAUAGAUAUUAAUACUCUUUGACGUGCAGCAACAGACCCAGAUAAGUUGUCGUUUUGCUAUUUGAUACGCAGAAAUACCCUAAAGUGCUUUAAAACACAUCACCUUAUGUAAACCAAUCCAAAAUACAUCACCUUAUGUAAAACAAUCCAAAAUACAUCACCUUAUGUAAACCAAUCCAAAAUACAUCACCUUAUGUAAAACAAUCCA